GAAGUAUAUUCAGAUUGCUUAUACAACGGAAUGGGUGAGGUAUGAAGAUUGGCCUACUUUCUCUCUCUACUCUACCCAUCCCCAUGUCUCAUUUUCUCUCUCUAAAAGCUUUACUUUCUCCCCCAACACAUUUCUCUGUUUGCUUCUUGAAGCCUCAAUACCUAAGCCAGCCAAGAUAGAAACGAGCCAAGAAAACAAAGAAAGAAAGAAUAAAUACAAAAAAGAAAGAAAUCAAGAGUGAUGAUAGUCACGUCCUACCAUACCCACAAAGCCCUUCCUUCAAUCCAACUCUACAUGCCCACAAAGAAAUCUUCUUCUUUCUUUCUCUAAUCACAAUCCCAAAUUUAAAAAAAAAAUCCCCAAAAAGAGAAAGGAAAAUCAUUUCUUGAUUUCAAUUCUUUGAUACGAAAGUUUUCUUUUUUUCCCAAAACCAAACAUGACUGAAGUACUCCAAUCAUCCCCAUCUCACUUCCCUUCUCCUUCAAGCUCUUCUUCCACACCAUGUGUCAACAAUGAUAUCUCACACCAACAACUUCAACGUAGCCCCACUAGAGCCCAAGGAAUAGACCCAGAACAAGUACAAGAGGAGGAACAGGAGCAGGAGCUUGAUGAGAGUUCCAUUGAGAGGAAAAUAAGGGAGAGAGCAGGGGAUCAGCUGUCACUUCUUGAACUUUUGGUGGCUGCUUUUAGGAGGUCUGUUGUUGGGUGUAGUGUUACUGUUGCUGGAGGUAAGGAGCUUUGCAACAUGGAGAUUGGGUUGCCCACAAAUGUCAGGCAUGUUGCCCAUGUCACUUUUGAUAGGUUCAAUGGAUUUCUUGGCUUGCCUGUUGAGUUUGAGCCUGAGGUCCCAAGGAGAGCUCCUAGUGCAAGUGCAACUGUUUUUGGGGUUUCAACCGAGUCCAUGCAGCUUUCAUAUGACUCAAGAGGAAAUAGUGUUCCCACAAUACUCUUGAUGAUGCAAAGACAACUGUAUGCUGAAGGAGGUUUGCAGGCAGAAGGAAUUUUCAGAAUUAAUGCGGAGAACAGCCAGGAGGAGUAUGUUAGAGAACAAUUAAACAGGGGAGUGGUCCCAGAGGGCAUUGAUGUGCAUUGCUUAGCAGGUCUAAUAAAGGCUUGGUUCAGAGAACUUCCAACCGGUGUCUUGGACUCUCUUUCGCAAGAGCAGGUAAUGCAAUCUCAGUCAGAGGAAGAAUGUGUUCAGCUAGCAAGGCUCCUUCCUCCAACAGAGGCUGCUCUGCUGGAUUGGGCAAUAAACCUAAUGGCUGAUGUUGCCCAACUGGAACAUCUAAACAAGAUGAAUGCACGUAACAUUGCCAUGGUUUUUGCACCAAACAUGACUCAAAUGUCAGAUCCAUUAACUGCGUUGAUGUAUGCUGUCCAAGUGAUGAACUUCCUCAAGACUCUUAUUGUAAGAACACUUCGAGACAGAGAAGAAUGUGUUAUAGAAUCAGCUCCUGGUUCUCGCCUUGAGCCUUCUGAUGAAAAUGGGCACCAAAGCUCUUCUCAACCAUCUUUUACGGAGGCAAAUGAGGAGGCCAGUGAAGGGAAUGAAAGGGAAAAAGUAUUUGUUUCUGAAGAACCUGUCAUUGGGAGCCCUACUCAAAACAGUGAAGAUGAUUCUACAACUGAAAGAGAAUGUCAAAUAUUCCUGACUUUUAUUGAGAACAUUCCUGGAGUACAUCGUACGUUGGUCGAUACUUGUCCUUGCGAAGUUGUAUCUCAACUAAAUGCAUUAACAAAUAAAAGCCUAGACAGUGGCUUUACAAGUAAGAGCGGAGAAGUCCAAAUAAGAACUUCUAAGAACAGAAAUAGCCAAUCAAGUAAUUCAAAUCUCAAAAAGGGAUCAAAAAGGGUGAGUGAGCAGGCAGUGAUUCGAGCACCAGGAUCCGUAGAGAAGAGCAAAGGAGUUAGUCUGGUAGGUUGUAUAAAUCCUAGAACAGAGCUGGUCGAAGCUUGGCGGUGAAUGUUACAUUGUGCAGUGCUGGGGAGUGUAUUGCCAAUUGAUGAAACAAGUUGGCAUUAGCGAGUUGUGUUUUUCUUCUGGAAAAUGUCUUGUAUGAUUUCUGUGUUUUAUGUAUGUUUCCUGGUGUUCAUUAACCGCGAGCUGCUUCUUCAUGUUUAAUGUCGUUAACCUGUUCUAACAUCAUCUUCUUCUUCAUAGUACAGCAUCUAAUCUUUUUAA
Manihot esculenta (cassava) is the source of this 2182-nucleotide messenger RNA. Its product is annotated as rho GTPase-activating protein 5. The record is from RefSeq and is a predicted model, not a curated record. Gene Ontology annotation, biological process: signal transduction. NCBI's taxonomy places the organism in Eukaryota, Viridiplantae, Streptophyta, Magnoliopsida, Malpighiales, Euphorbiaceae. The transcript has 5 exons. Gene Ontology annotation, molecular function: GTPase activator activity. Bases 437 to 1963 code for a protein of 508 amino acids.